UGAAAUUCGGUUGGGACUUGUACGCUCUCCUCAACGUGACCAUCAUAGAGGCUUCGGGCCUGAAGGCCGCUGAUUCUAAUAUAGUUGGAAAGGCUACAAGCUCCGAUCCCUACUGUGUGGUCAAGCUCAUGAGCGACAACAUAUCACGACGCUCCCCGAUAUGUAAGAAGACGCUGUCCCCUGUAUGGAACCACGAGUGCUCUACUAUGGUCGUCAAUGUGCCCUGCCAAACUAUGAAGAUUCAGAUGUACGAUUGGGACGCAGCAUCGGAUGAUGACCUCAUUGGAGAGGCCUUGCUAGAUCUAACACAUCUAGCUCCCUCUACGAAAACCACUGGUUGGCUGCCACUCCAACUAGAUGGCGAACCCGCUGGAGCUGUACACCUCUCGCUGGAGAUUAAGUUCACCCCGUGGUCCGAAAAGAUCGCCUUUGUACAGGAGGAAAUGGUGGCCAAGCCAAAGCCCAAGCCCAAGUUCGACAUUAACGCCCUAUAUGGCCCUGCAAU
Messenger RNA from Perkinsus marinus ATCC 50983, 505 nucleotides. RefSeq lists its product as hypothetical. The annotation marks the transcript as partial. NCBI's taxonomy places the organism in Eukaryota, Perkinsozoa, Perkinsida, Perkinsidae. The transcript has 4 exons. The record is from RefSeq and is a predicted model, not a curated record.